Messenger RNA from Drosophila obscura, 1257 nucleotides. RefSeq names its product proteoglycan 4-like. The record is from RefSeq and is a predicted model, not a curated record. Bases 1 to 1257 code for a protein of 418 amino acids. Lineage: Eukaryota; Metazoa; Arthropoda; Insecta; Diptera; Drosophilidae. The transcript has a single exon.
AUGCGGGAAGCAUAUGCCGCCCUGCAACGGCAGAUGGAGGCCGCGCGGCGGGAAGCCGAAGCUCACGAGAGGAUCGAGGAGGAGGCUCCGCCUCCUCCGAGGUUCCUCAAGGUGAGGACAGGUCUGUUUAGCGGACCGACGGGGCAGCAGCAACCCAAACAGGGUGAGGAGGCACCCUUAUGGGAACGCCGGCACCCCGAGCCACCGCCGCAGCCACCGAGCACACAACAACCGACGCCCCCGCAGUCACCGCCACCAAAAUCGCCACCGCCGAACGCACCGACACAACAGUCGUCGUCACGACAGGAGGAGGCACCGAAGGAGCCGCCACAGGAAGAGGCCCAGCGGCCCCAGUGGGGUGGUCCGGAGACCGCGGUGUGCGGGCCAUUUGUGUCACAAAACGAGCACACGGCGGUAAGGAAUGGCAUGAUAUGGCACCACCAAGUUAUCCACAUAACGUGGGCGUCGGGACCCGCACCAUCGGAAGCGCAGGAAGAACGGAAAGUAUGGGUGGAGGAACCGGCCCCGCGAAGCAACGCGCGUGAUCCACGACAGCACCGGAGGCAGGCCGAGGCCAUGAGGGCAGAGGAGACGGCGUCGGAGGAGCGGGAGCCAGCGGCAGCGAAGGCACCGGCUGCGACGGCGACAGAGGCACCGACAGCGGCAGCAACGGAGGGGGGGGCAGCGACGGAAGAGGCGGCAGCGCCAGCGACGGCGAAGGCAACGGAAAUACCGACGGCGGCGAUGGAGGUACCGGCAGCGACGGUGACGGAGGUACCGGCAGCGACGGAGACGGAGGUACCGGCAGCGACGGUGACGGAGGUACCGGCAGCGACGGUGACGGAGGUACCGGCAGCGACGGUGACGGAGGAACCGGCAGUGCCAGCAAUGACGACGGCGACGGAGGUACCGGCAGCGAACACGGAAAGCGAGAGGUGGGAGCGCGGUCCGUGGGUGUGGCCCUCACCUGCGAAAGACAAGCCUAGGCCUGUCCUAGUGCGGCAAUCGUCGUGCCCGGAUCCCAGGGCUGAGGUCGCCCGGCCGCAGCUGCAGAGACAGCAGUCGGUGGAGGAGCCGACGGGGAAGAACGUCCGCUGGCGACAUGUGGAUGUUGAAGAAUGGCCGGAGGCAGUGGCUCGGGCGGUGGAAGGCACACGCCGGAUCGGUCGACGCGUGAAGCGUCUCGUGAGGGUGCGCGGGGUGCGGUACCGGGUAUCAGCAUCGGCAAACCAGGUCGAGGUGUCCGUCGAGGCAUGA